AUGCUGCAGACGCGGCUAGCACAAGCUGCCAGGCCAUCUGCGCUACUGCGCCAACCGUUGCCGCGCACACUGCGCCCGCGGCAGCUCCACGCGCCGCCAUCUCGCCCGCCUCCUCCUCCUCGAUCGCCCGUCGCACCUCGACCACGACCAGGCCACGGCGAGCAAGGGCACUCGCAGCACGCCCACUCGCGCCUGCACUAUGCCCUCGUGCCCGUCGCACUCGGCCUCGGAGGCCUGUCGUCGACCCUCCUGUGCGACUCGCCGCCCGAGCCGAAGCACUCGCUCAAGUCGAUCCUCGCCAACGUCGAGAAGCCCAACACGGACGAGUUCCUCGUCGCCGUCAACGGGCGCGUCGUCGAGGACGACGACGACCUGCCGGGCGGCCGCCGCUGGGUGCGGCGAGUGCGCCGGUUCCUGCGCGAGUACCUCGUCGAGCCCCUCGCGACGAGCGUGCGCUUCGUCCAGCUCGCCCUCAUCUUCCUCCCCGUCAUCAUGUCGGCCCCAAUCCUCGCCCUCGAGCUCGUCGACGAGACGCGCGACCGCCGCCGAGGCCGCAAGGUCCGCACGAGGGAGCGCAAGACGACCCGGUGGUGGUACCGUCUCCUCGUCCACCAGAUGGAGAUGGCCGGUCCGACUUUCAUCAAGCUCGCCCAAUGGGCCGGCUCGCGCACCGACCUGUUCCCCGCCGAGCUGUGCACCCUGUUCGGCCGGCUGCACUCGCAGGGCGGCGGCCACUCGUUCCGCUACACCAAGCGCGUCAUCGAGCGCGCGUUCGGGCUCCCGUUCGCCCAGAUCUUUGCCGAGUUCCGCGAGGAACCGCUCGGCAUCGGCGCCAUCGCCCAGGUGUACCGCGCCGUCCUCAACCCGGACCUCCUCCCCGAGGACUACCUCACGCUCAAGCACGUCGAGGACCCGGCCCCGACGGCGCGCCUCACGCGCACGAUCGCGCCCAGGACCGACGACAAGCGGCCGCCCCGAGUUCCCGGCGCGACCGUCGCCAUCAAGGUCCUGCACCCGGGCGUCGAGAAGAAGAUCCGGCGCGACCUCAAGAUCAUGAUGUUCUUCGCCAAGGCGCUCAACGCGCUCCCCGGCAUGGAGUGGCUCAGCUUCCCCGAGGAGGUGCAGGUCUUUGGAGAGAUGAUGAUGAGCCAGGUCGACCUGCGCAUCGAGGCCAACAACCUCGUCACGUUCGAGAAGUUCUUCAUGCACCGCCCGACCGUCUCGUUCCCGCGCGCCCUCAAGCAGUACACGGCGCCCCGGGUCCUCGUCGAGGAGUUUGAGGACGCCGUCCCGCUCGAGGCUUUCCUCCAGAACGGCGGCGGCGCGUUCGACCACCGCAUCGCCAACCUCGGGCUCGACGCCUUCCUCAACAUGCUCCUCAUCGACAACUUUGUCCACUCGGACCUUCACCCCGGCAACAUCAUGAUCAAGUUCUUCAAGCCCUCGACCCGGAGCGUCCUCAACUCGCUGUGGGCUACGUGGCGCGACAAGCCCGAGCCGGACGCGGCCGAGUCGAGCGACAACCCUCGCGGGCUCGAGAUUGUCCACCGCCUGCGGUCGCUCAAGCACGACAAGGAGGCGUGGCUCGCCGAGCUCGACGCGCUGCACGCCGAGGGGUUCGAGCCCGAGAUUGUCUUUAUCGACACGGGCCUCGUCACGCACCUGAGCGACACGAACCGGCGCAACUUUCUCGAGCUGUUCACGGCCGUCGCGAGCUUUGACGGGUACCGCGCCGGGCAGCUCAUGGUCGAGCGGUGCCGCGCCCCGGAGCUCGUCCUCGACGAGGAGACGUUCGCGCUCAAGAUGCAGAAGCUCGUCCUGAGCGUCAAGAGCCAGACGUUUUCGCUCGCCAAGAUCAAGAUCUCGGACGUCCUGUCGCAGGUGCUCAACAACGUGCGCGACCACCACGUCAAGAUGGAGGCCGACUUUGUCAACACGGUCAUCUCGAUCCUGCUCCUCGAGGGGAUCGGGCGCCAGCUCGACCCGGAGAUGGACCUGUUCAAGAGCGCGCUUCCGAUCUUGCGCCAGCUCGGCAAGCAGGUCGGCACCGAGCAGGUCAUGAGCCAAGCGGGCAAGAUGGACUUUCAGAGCCUCGCGAGCAUGGCCAAGGUCUGGGUCUGGAUCGAGGCGCGCCAACUCGCGUCCAUCGCCAAAGGCGACGUCGACGACUUUGUCCGCUACGACUACCUCAUGCCCAACGUCUAG
Rhodotorula graminis WP1 is the source of this 2205-nucleotide messenger RNA. RefSeq lists its product as uncharacterized. The coding region runs from base 1 to 2205 and encodes 734 amino acids. The record is from RefSeq and is a predicted model, not a curated record. Gene Ontology annotation, cellular component: mitochondrion. NCBI's taxonomy places the organism in Eukaryota, Fungi, Basidiomycota, Microbotryomycetes, Sporidiobolales, Sporidiobolaceae. The transcript has 8 exons.